AUGGCCACUAGUCCUCUGGAAAAGACUCUCCCAUGGACUAGAAAAGAUGAAGAUCUUUUACAGAAACUCCGGCAAAGCCCUAACACGCUCUGCAAACGCUGCUCCGACUUUGACAUUCUGAGAGCCUUCAAUGAAGCGAGGCCCUUGGACCAGAGUCAACGAGCUGACCUUCAGGGAGAAAAGUAUAGCGGGUACUUCGAGAUUCAAGAAAAGUACAGGCUGCGUUUGGGUCUUCUCUCCGCUUUUGUCGUCACUCCUACCUGUCCGCUGUGUCGGCUCAUCUAUCGUCUGAUUCCUCGGCCACCGCCGGAUCAUGAUAUGGACGUUUUAAGCCUGACGCCAUUUCGGUGGUAUAUUCGGCAGGACCACUGGGAGACUGUUCCGGAGAGUAGGAGAGAGAAGUUUGCCGUGUGGCUGGGGCUCUUGUCUCCGGAAGUUGAGGGACCUUCCGGACGCAGCUUUUUCACCAGUGGCCAAAAUCUCAGAACAGCAAUGAUGACUGGGGAAGCCAUCGCUCUGGCGCCCACCCAACAAACACCGGCUGAAGAGACUUAUACUGCGAGGAAGAUCAACGGGAUGGUUGACUUUGAUCAUAUUCGAAAGGGCUUGGAACACUGCCAAAAUCAUCAUCCUGAAGCAUGCCAGGCCAAAUUCGACAAAGGCCUGCUCGCUACCCGCAUGAUCGAUGUCUCAACUCGAAAGGUUGUUAACUGUCCUGAUCAGUGUGACUACCUAGCCCUCAGCUAUGUUUGGGGCGGUGUUCACCCUCAAGAUGGCGCCUUGGAAGCAGGAACUCUGCCUCAAACGAUUGAAGAUGCCAUCACUUUGACAAAGGGCUUGGGGAAACAGUACCUAUGGGUUGACGCCCUAUGCAUCGACCAGAGCUUGAACCCAACACCGGAACAAGCAGCUGAAAAGGCCAAACAACUCGGGCUGAUGCAUCUUAUCUACUACUGCGCAACCAUUACCAUUUUUGCAGUGGCCGGGCCACGAUCCGACUAUGGCAUUCCCGGUGUAUCGCGUCCUCGUGUGCCUUCUACAGAGGAAGUCAUCGACGGAGAAACUAUUUUGACUGUUCCACCUCAAAUUAUGGCGGAGGUAAAGAACUCUGCUUGGCAGAGUCGCGCCUGGACUUGGCAGGAAGAUGCACUCUCCACCCGAAAGCUGUUUCUCACCGAGACUCAGUAUCAAUUGCAAUGCAAUGAGACACUUGGCUGCAGCUAUCACUCUGAAGCAUGUGAUUCGGUGCCUGAUCUUACAUGGACGCACAUAUCAGGCGGUAAGGUCAAGGCCGGAUUUGUUGAGGCCGACAACAAAGAUUUUCUCGACAGGGCCGAUUCCAUCUUUGAGUCAAUCCUUUCCAGUUACACACCCAGAUAUAUGACCAACGAUGACGACUCUCUCAAUGCUUUCCAAGGCGCCCUUACGCGGUUCGGCUUGGCAGCUUACCCAAAGGGCUUUGAGUGGGGAAUGCCACUGAAGCAAUUCCCCCAGUCACUUGCCUGGAUACACGAUUUCACCGUCAAGCCGAAGCGGCGAGCCUCUUUCCCAAGCUGGAGUUGGGCGGGCUGGGGCGGAGGCGUGCAUUAUCCGGUUGGUCUAAUCGCGAAGGAGACUGCCCAAGUCGACCUGGUCCCACGAAUGAUUGGAAUCAAUGGCAAAGAGGUCACUCUUGAGGGCUGGGUGGCGACGCUUGACAUUCGAACCGAGCCUUUUAGUGAGCUUGUCGUACCUGGGAGUGACACGGCAGUUGGAUGUAUCACGGAGCGAAACUUUAAGCACAACAACACCAUUUCGUCGGGGAGGUACAGAUGUUUGGUCGCAGCAAGGGUGAAGAAGGAAACAUUAAGGAAUGGUCUCCAAAAUCAGCAGGUAUUUCUGGUGAUUCUCCAUGAAGACGAAGGGCCAAAAGUCUAUGAACGACAGACGGUGAUUACAGUGAGCAGGCUGGCGGUGGAGGGCAAAGACUUUAUGGAUUUUGGUCCUGAGCAUACCACUGUCACACUGAAGUAG
Molecule: messenger RNA, 2013 nt
Organism: Fusarium keratoplasticum
Lineage: Eukaryota; Fungi; Ascomycota; Sordariomycetes; Hypocreales; Nectriaceae
Product: HET domain-containing protein
Exons: 3
Coding region: 1-2013 (670 amino acids)
Source: RefSeq, a predicted model, not a curated record